CAGCUGACGAAGUUGACCUGCUAGGCACAAUCUCCUUUAUGGUCGGAAUCCCAAUGUGUCUAGUUGCUGCAUACAUUACAAACACAUUUGGUUUAAAAACAGGUAUAUAUGCUGGGAGUGUGUUGACCCUGCUGGGUGGAGGUGUACGGGCUCUCUCCACACUACCUGGUCUAAACACCUACAUUUCACUGAACUGGCAGUAUUAUUUAAGCCUAGCUGGACAGGCACUCACUGGCAUGGGAAAUCCAUUUGCGGUCAGUCUGCCUACCAAGGUAAGUCAGAACUGGUUUGGAGAGAAGGAGCGUAUUGUUGCUACGGGUGUUCUAGCAAUGUCUCUUCCCCUAGGUAUAGUACUUGGACAGGGUUGCUCCCCUAUCUUCGUUAGAACGGCCUCUGAUGUGCCUGUCAUGAAUUUGGUUUGGUUUGGCCCUGCUGUUUUGACGCAGAUUUUGGUCGUUUUUGCUGUUACAAGCUCUAAUCCUCCUACUCCUGCCUGCCUUAGUUCCAAGCUGGCACUAGAAGCAGAGAAAAAAACUACAUUUAAGGAUUAUUUGAUAAUCUUAAAAACAAUGAUGUGUAAUAUUCCUUUCUUGGUUCUUUUUCUAGUUAUAGGUGGAGCAGUUGGAUUUUUUAACGCUUUUUCUACACAACUCAGUCAGUUAAUGUGCUCAAGAGGUUAUGAUAACAUUAGUUCUGGUAUUGCUGGUUCUCUUCUCCUUGGAACAGGCUUCGUUGGGGCAACAGCCAGUGGAAUAUUAGUGGAGAAAUAUGGAUAUAUUGAAGAAAUAUCUAAAGUAUUCUACGGUAUUGCAGGAAUCUGGGGGAUUCUUAUAGCAGAGUUUAUGAGAAAACCAGACUCACAGGUUAGUUUAUGAGAACACCAGACUCACAGGUUAGUUUAUGAGAAAACCAGACUCAC
Messenger RNA from Eurytemora carolleeae, 919 nucleotides. RefSeq names its product major facilitator superfamily domain-containing protein 7-b. Gene Ontology annotation, cellular component: membrane. NCBI's taxonomy places the organism in Eukaryota, Metazoa, Arthropoda, Copepoda, Calanoida, Temoridae. Gene Ontology annotation, molecular function: transmembrane transporter activity. The record is from RefSeq and is a predicted model, not a curated record. Gene Ontology annotation, biological process: transmembrane transport.